AAUAGAAUUAAAUAAAAUUGUAAUUCUUUUAAAUGGUAUCUUUGAAGUUGUAUAAUUUAAUUUAUUAAUUCAAAAGUAUUUAAUUAAAUUGCCUGGUGUUACGAAACGACAGAAUGUAGUUUCCCACUAAGCUAUUUUUUUUUUUUUAUCAUUUGAUUGCAAUUUCCUGUAGUGAUGCAAACCUGUCUUAUCCGGUUUCACUUCUGAUAUGGAUAAAGAAAGUUCACAGAAUGAUGAAAAAUUAUGGGGAGGUCGUUUCUCCGGGAAGCUUCAUCCUCUUAUGGAAAAAUUCAACGCUUCUAUUGGAUUUGAUAAACGUUUGUGGAAAGUUGAUCUGACGGCAAGUCAAGCAUACGCAAAUGCUUUACAAAAAGCAAAGUUAAUAUCCGAAAAUGAGUGCCGUCAGAUGAGAGAUGCUCUUGAAAAGAUAAAAGAAGAAUGGGCCGAAGAGAAGUUUCAAAUCAGAGAUACAGACGAGGACGUUCAUUCAGCAAAUGAAAGGCGAUUAAAGGAAUUAAUCGGUAACGAUGUAGGGGGAAAGCUUCAUACCGGAAGAAGCAGAAAUGAUCAGGUGUCUACAGAUAUGAGGUUGUGGUUAACGAAUGAAAUCGAUACACUGGAAUAUUAUUUGAUAAAUCUUAUAAGUUCUUUACGUGAACGUGCCAAAAGGGAAAUAGAUAUUAUUUUUCCUGGUUACACACACCUUCAAAGGGCACAACCCGUAAGAUGGAGUCACUGGCUUCUUAGUUAUGCCUGGUAUUUUCAACAAGAUGCAGGAAGAUUAGAGUGCUUGAAGGAAAGAGUUAACGUAUCUCCUUUGGGGAGCGGAGCUCUGGCCGGAAAUCCCUUUGUGGAUCGGGAAUUAUUAGCAGAAGAAUUGAAUUUUUCUGGUUGCACUCAAAAUAGCAUGCACGCCGUUGGCGAUAGAGAUUUUAUAGAAUUUGUAUUUUGGGCAUCGUUGACAUCCGUGCACUUGAGCAAAUUGGCAGAGGACCUAAUUAUUUACAGCAGCAAAGAAUUCGGUUUUGUCACCAUUUCGGACGCUUACAGUACUGGUAGCAGUUUGAUGCCUCAGAAGAAAAAUGCAGACGGUCUCGAAUUGAUACGAGGAAAGACGGGAAGGAUUAUUGGACACUGUACUGGAAUUCUGGUUUUGCUCAAAGGUCUUCCAAGUACUUUCAAUAAGGAUUUGCAGGAAGACAAAGAGGCAAUGUUUGACACGUACAACACCAUAAGUAUGGCAUUACGGAUUGCCGCUGGUACUGUGAGAACCUUAAAGGUUAAUCCGGAAGCCUGUCUGGCCGCUCUUUCUCCGGACAUGCUGGCAACAGACAUUGCCUAUUAUCUAGUACGAAAAGGGGUAGCAUUUAGAAAGGCACACGAGUGUGCGGGUAAAGCGGUGGCCCUGGCAGAAGAAAAGGGGACGUCUCUCCCGGAAUUAUCGGUCGCCGACCUCCAAAAAAUCUCGAACGAGUUCGACGAAGACGUGGCUGAGCUGUGGGACUACGAGGGAAGCGUAGAAAGAUACUGUUGCACUGGCGGCACAAGCAGAUCCAGCGUGCAAUCCCAGAUAGCCCUGCUGGGAAGAUGGAUCGAAGCUCGCGACCCUCACGUUACUUUUGGCAAAAGUGCAGACGAAGAUCUUCCCCACACCAGAAUGUAGAAUGCCCCUUUUAAUGAAGAGUAUUGUUACUAAAUGGAAAAUGUGUGUGAAGAGGUUGAGAUCCAGUUAGUAAUAAAUUUUAAAAUUUAGAGGAAAAUGUUGUUUUUUUUCAUACAGAUGUACCUAUUUGCCCAGCUGUGAAUUAAACAAACAAAAAAAGCA
Messenger RNA from Centruroides sculpturatus (bark scorpion), 1825 nucleotides. RefSeq names its product argininosuccinate lyase-like (gene Argl). Gene Ontology annotation, cellular component: cytosol. NCBI's taxonomy places the organism in Eukaryota, Metazoa, Arthropoda, Arachnida, Scorpiones, Buthidae. The transcript has 17 exons. Gene Ontology annotation, molecular function: argininosuccinate lyase activity. The coding region runs from base 209 to 1663 and encodes 484 amino acids. The record is from RefSeq and is a predicted model, not a curated record.